ACGAGGCCGAGCGACGACGAAGCUGCAUUCACGGGCGCGCAACCCGCGGCUGUAGAUGCUGCUGCGCGCGGCACGACGGCCCACGCCGUUCGCGAGCACAGCCGCGCCUCGGCCAGCGAGCUCGAGGACUGCGUAUGGCCGGACCCGCCACCACCCUCCGCCGCUAACGCCAUCGGCGGAGGCUGCCUCGUGAACGAUGUCUCCCGCAUGUCGGAUUUCCGCGGGACGAUGAUUGACCGCAUCUUCUUCCCGCGAGACGAGGGCGACAUCGUAGACGUUCUCGAGGAAGCCCUGCGGCUCGGCCGGCGGGUCGCCGUCCGCGGAACUAAGCACAGCAUGGGCGGCCACAGCAUCGCCCCCGGCGGCUUUCUCCUCGACAUGAAGUGCAUGAAGGAGAUGAGUUACGACAGCGCGGCCGACACCGUCACGACGGGCCCUGGCGCCCUCUGGUCCGACCUCAUCGUCUUCCUCAACAAGCGCUGCAAGGCCCCGCGGACGAUGCAGUCCUACUGCACCUUCAGCGUCGGCGGCACCCUCGCGGUCAACGCGCACGGCAUCACCACGGACUUCUGCUUCGCCGAGAGCGUCGUGAGCUUCCGCCUCGCUCACGUCGUCCCCGCGGCGGACGGACGCGGGCACCGGGUGAAGAUAACUACUUGCCACCCGGGCGACGAGCUCUUCCGCCUGGCGCUCGGCGGCUACGGCCUCUUCGGUGUCAUCACCGAGGCGACGCUGCGGGUCGUCGACAACAUGCAGCUCGAGCUCGACACGCUCGACGUCAAGGUCGACGGCGGGGAGUUCGUCGCCUACUACGAGGAGGCCCGCCGCUGCUCUGAGAAGCCCUCGACCAAAGCCGGGAAGGACGAGGGCGAGGACAGUUGCAGCGCUGAGGCCGUCGCCCGGCAGAAGGUCGCCGUGAAGAUCGCGCGGCUCAACAUCCUCGACCUCAACAGGGUGCAACUUUUCGUCUACCGGCGCGCCUACUCCUGCAACACCAUCUCAGGGACCCUCGGGCUCCACGCCCAUGUAAUGCCGAUGAAGACGCGCCUGCUCUACAAGUGGCUCAUGCCAGCGAUGAAGGAGGUCCGCUUUGCCAUCGAGGGCCUGACGGGGCAGGCGAUCGACAUGGCCGACGAGACGGGGGUCACCCGCAGCGAGCUCCUCUUCGAAAGCGCCGUCCCGCUCGCCAAGCUAUACGAGCCGAUGUUCGUCAGCGACGAUUCGUUUGUCCUGCAGGAGUACUUUGUCCCCGCGGCGCGCUUCGGCGAGUGGAUCGAGCGCGCGCGGCCGAUCUACCGCGAGCUCACCGAUGCGCACGGGGAGUCGGCGCGACAGCGCCUAAUGCUGCUCAACACGACGAUCCGCUUCGUAGAGCACGACACAUUCACCUUCCUCUCCUACGCGGGCGCCCCCGGGGGCAGCUACGCGUUCGUCCUCUACUACCGGAUCCCGCGGACGGCCGCGGCCGAUGAGGCGCUCGGCCGCGUCCACAACACUUUCGCCGAGAUGACGGUCGACCUGGGGGGGACCUUCUACCUCCCCUACCGCAAGUGCUACUCGCAAGAGCUGCUCGCGCUCGCCUACCCGCAGAUCCACGAGUUCGCCGCGAAGAAGCAAGCGCACGACCAACUCGGGAUGUUCUCCAACUGCUGGUUCGACCACUACGUGAGGCCGCUCUGCGCCGCCGGCUACGGGGAGGCCUUUCUCGCCGGGAGUCGCCUCCUUUGUGAGGGGCCCUUCGAGCGGGUCGACGGCGGAGGCGGCGCCCUCGCGAGCCACCUGGACCUGCCGAGAGCCGGCGACGCCGACCUCGUCGCGCGGAGCGGCUCCUACCGCGCCCUGCUCAGCAAGCAACGGCUGCGGGAGGAGUUCCAAAAUCUCUUCCUGACCAAGAUCUUCAACCUCGCUGACAAUAAGGAAGUCAUGCGCGCGAUGACGAAAGCUGCGUGGAAUCCGCGCAACGCCGACGACCUCGCCAUCUUCCGCGCGCUCCGCGAGCACUUCCACGGCAGAGCAGCUCCGGUGGCAACGGCCACGGCGCGACAGCGGCCGCGGGACCUCGACCUUGCCUUUGGGGCGACGGCAACGGACGAAGACAAGAACGAUGAUGGCGACGCGCCAGUCGAGAACGCCUGCGACGAGAAGUGGACGAGCACCGAGCUCGCGGCGAAGUGCUGCGACACGAUGGUGGCCGCCGGCAAGUUACGGGCGACGCCGGCGUUCAUCAGAGAAGGCCAAGAAGCUAAAUUGGUGAAGAUCUUCGAGGGCGCCAAGCUCGACGGCGCCAAGGUCCUCCAGUGCAAGAACGCGAGCGAACUCGAAGUCAUCAUCCGGAACGCGACCGAGGGCGAGGACUGGGUCGACCACGUCCAGUCGGCCAUGAAGACCUUUCUACCGGCCGAUAUUCAAAGAGUGAAGGUCGGCACGAUGGAGACUCGUGGGGGAGGCGGCGCCGUCGCAAAACUGAAACGGGCGAUUGCGGGAAUCAAGCAGCUCCACAGGCAGAAGAUCGAGCUGGUGAGGGAGACCGCUGCGAUCCUCGCCCGACUCGGCAAGGCGCGCGGGCGGAGCGGCGACGCCGGCGACUUCACCUACGCCUCCUUUGGCGACAACGGCAAGCUCGUCCUCAAGCUCCGCGCGGCGCUCGGCCUCCGCGGGAAGAGCUACGUCUGCCACGACGCCGAGUGCGGCGACGACGAUCUCCCGGCGAUCCUCGAGCGCGGAAGCCUCGACCCCGUCGGCGAGUACGUCAAGUUCGACUACAUGGAGGGGCUGGUCGAAGAGGAACACGGCAACAGGACGACCGACGAGGUCUGCGCGGCUGCGGCCGACGGCGAUCCGGGGGCAUGGCUCGCCGGCGUCCGCGCGCGGAUCCCCGACGCCAGCGUGGACCUCGCCACCAUCAACCAGGGCCUCCAUCACAUCCCCCCCGCGCGGCUCAUCCCCUACCUCCGCGAGGUCGGGCGGAUCCUCCGCCCCGGGGGCGUCUUCCUCAUCCGCGAGCACGACCUCGACCUCGACCGCGCGAGGGACCGCCGCCGCGGAUGCCCGGUGGAGGUCUUGGACCUCGCGCACAGCGUGUUCAACGCGAUAACGGGGGUGACGGAGGCCGUCGAGCGCGCCGAGGUGCGCGCCUUCCGCCCGCUUUCGGAGUGGCGCGCGAUCGUCUGCGGCGGUGCCGGGCUCGUCGACGCGAUGCUCGAGGGGCUCGAGGAGGGCGACCCGACCUGCGACGAGAUGCUCGCCUUCUACAAGCCACCCCUGCACCCAGCGGUGUCUGAGGAGGAGAACGGGCACGAAGUGUCCUGCUCGGAGACGGCCGCCGCCGACGGAGACGUCUCCGAACCGCCUAUCGUCACCCUCGUCAAGACGCUCCUCUCGCAGAUCCCCGCCGCCGCGAUCGGCACCCUCGAGAGCCUCACGGGGAGCCUCGCCGGUGGCCUCAAAGCGCUCGUGCCGAAGCUCAGAGAGCUCCUGCUGACGACCCUCCCGCGCAUGACUGGCAACGCCGCCGUCGCCGGGCUCGAGCCGUCCGUUUCCAAGUACGUCGGCGUCGCCGUCGACGCGGUCGAUCUCCUCCGAGGUCUCGUCGCCGAGGCAGAGGUCAAGGAUCAUCUCGACGUCGACGUCCUCCACGGCGAGUUCUUUCUGAUCAUCCCGGCCAUCGAGCGGAAGGUCCGACUCCGGCCCGACGCGGCCAGCGAGGCCGAGAAGACGCUCAUCCGUGUCGUGCGGGACUACAUGCCGGCGCUCCUGCUGACUGCCACAUCCGCGACGGCCGACGGUGGCGGAGAUGAGACAAAGACCGCCGUCGAACCGGCCGCCGCCACCGACGGGGACGUGCGCGGCUCGGAAGUUUUGGCGGCCGUGGAGCAGCUCGCGACGCACGUCCCCGGCCUCCUCUCGCCGAAGACGCUCCGCCAGAGCGGCUUCAACCUCCGGCAGCAGGCGGUGCUCGUCGGGAAGUUCGGCGGGCGCGACCUCGCGAGCACGGCGGCGACGCUCGCCGGCUUCCUCGACCGGGCGACGUGGGUGGUGGUCCGGCGGGAACUCGAGGGCGUUGCGGCGGCCGGGGGCGGGCUCCCGACGCGCGACCGGCUGCUCGGCGAGAGCAGGGUCGGCCGCGCGCACGCCUGGCACCGCGUCGCGCGCGCCUUCCUCCGCUCGCCCCGCGUCCGGCUCGAGAAGAAGGGCAAGUUUGCGCUCAAGGUCAUCGGCCUCGGGGCACUUGUUGACCUCCACGACGGCGUCAAGGCCGAGGUCGACGCCGAGCGCCGCGCGGGCGGCGGCGGCUCGGCGGCGGCGAUUACGACCGUGGUGCCGAGGCUCCCGCGCGCCUGCCUCGCCGCGGUCCACGCCGGCACGUGCGCGCUCGCUGAGCUCGGCGGCGUCGAGGCCUCCGUCACGCUGCGAUUCGACGACGGCGCGGACAAGUACGUUCUCGAGGACGUCGGGGUGAUCGUCAGCGCGACCUUCGGCUACAAGUCGCUCACGAGCGCGCCGAGCGACAUCACAAAACAAAUGCGCGCCAUGCACGCGGCGCAGGUGCGCGAGCGCGGCGGGGCGCCCGGGCGGCUCGUCGUCCGCGAGGGCGCCUGCGUGCGCGCUCGGAACUCGGCCAGCGGGUUCCUCGAAGGACUCGACGGAGCGCGCGCCGCCGUUGUCAAGCUCGGGACGCUCGGUCUCGCUGGGAACAACAAGCUCAAACUCAAGUACCGGCGGCUCGAGUGCGGGCAGGGCGCGACGGACGGCCGGGCGAAACUGGAGGCAGCGGCCGAGACGAUCCGCGGCGCGCUGCGGGGCGGCGGCGCAACCCGGGACCUCCACGGCGGCGAUGGCGAGUUCACCUGGUACAAGCUCAACGAGUGGAUGCAGGUGGAGAUCCUGGAGGUCAUGGCGGCCAGCCUGGACCACACCCCGUGGUACCGCUUCCCCUUCUUCGAGGUCCUCGGCGUCUACUUCGACGUUCUCCGGACCGAGAGCGACCUCGUCGCGGCGAAGUACGGCCCGGCGAAGGCCUACGCCUCGAUGGCCUUCGUCACCGACCUCGUCCCCGCGAUCGUCAUGAGCGCCCUCUUCGCCCAGCUACACCUCAUGGCGAUGCCGCUGAGGGCUGCCCUCGGCGGGGAGGGCUACCUCGAGGACGGCGCCGACCCCGAGCGGUUCCUCGAGGAGAUCGUCCUCUACGCGAGAAUCAAGGGCGAGGCCUCGCUCGCGGCUUUCUUCCGGGGCGCGGUCGACCCGAGGAUCAGCGAGGUUAAGGCAGUCGAGCCGCACCUCGCCGCCGGCGGUGGGCAGAUCAUCGUCCUGACGGUGCCGCCGUUCAAGGCACUCGGCGAGAUUCUCGUCGCCCUCGCGCGCGCCGUCCCGACCGCGCGCGUGCUCGAGAUAUCGAACCAGAGCGAGGUCCAGGUCCGCGUCUCCUGCGAGGCGCACCGCGAGGCCGAGGCCGAGGCCUGGCUCGCAAGGCUGCGGCCGGGCGUCAAGCCCGUCGCGCGCUACCAGUUCCCGAUCGCCGCCGAGAGCGCGACCGCGCCGGCGAGGAAGCAGAUUGCGCUGAGGGUCGCCGCGACGCAGCUCAUGUCGCUGAUGCGCGGGUGCGGCGACGAGGGUGGGGCGCUGCGGGUCGAGCAAGUCUACGAUUUCUGGUGUGGUUGA
Messenger RNA from Pelagomonas calceolata, 5658 nucleotides. Lineage: Eukaryota; Pelagophyceae; Pelagomonadales; Pelagomonadaceae. The record is from the annotation of a GenBank genome assembly.